GCGGCCGGAAAAAGAACGUCUGUGAUACGAACUGACAAAACGGUGCACAUGGGCUCACGCCGCAGGUGGAGAGUAAUAAAUACAGCUCUGUGUGGAUGGAUUUCACCGACCAGCACCAUAACAUCACUUGUAAUCUAAUUUUGGUUUCGCUCCUCUGGAAGUGCGCCAGGUUGAAGUGAUAUGGUGAUAUUUUUUGAAUGGCACCGGACAUCUUUGGACCAGAGGAGCAGCUGUGGUUUGCCAAUGACUGGUGAAGACACUGGUUUGGGGGCUUUGGCCUCACCACUGGUGGGGUAUUUGGGAAAAGUUCAGGAAAGAGCUUCUUCACUGGAGCAUUGUCCUUGGUGUACUUCGAAAGGCUUAACAUAUGCUUUGCGCUCCUACUGCAUCAACCUUCAAGAGUCAGUCACCCUCUGCACAAACCCACAGUGCCUUUUCCCUCUGGUCAGCCAAUCUUUGGAGGAUGUUCUGGCCAGCUUGGAUCCUGUGGAGCCCACGGUUGGGAGCAAAAGAAAAAAUCCCCUGCCACUGGAAAAGGAAGAGUUGAUUGGACGCUCACCCAAAUGUCUGCGAUCAAGUGAACUUGACAGUCCCGGCACACAAAGUGUUACUGACACACUUGUCAGCCAGGCAGAGCAUUGUGCUGUAAACGAUGUCAGUAAUGGCCAACAUGCAGCACCCAAGACAGAUGGUGAAAAGGUAAACGGAGACCACAGGGAUUUUGAUUGUCCAAUUGCAGAGACAACAGGAUGGGAAACACCACAAAAUGAGGAUGUUUUUCUGGAGAAGCAACAAGACGGAGCAGCUUGUGCGGAAGGCUUUGCUCUUCCUGCGUGCUCAGCCUCAGCUGGACACCUGCAGAGCUCAUCAGAAACCUUGUUGACUGCUGAUGGGGAUGAGCCUGCGCUCUCUCCUCACUGUGGUGCUCUUGGUAUGUUAGAGGCAGAGGAUGACUUCAGGCAGGUGAAGAGUCAUCCAGAGGGGCUGAACAGACGGUGUAGUUUGGCCUCCAAUCAGUCCAGCCUCACAAAUGAGGACAUUUAUUCAACUGAAAUCAAUACUCCACCGCCCCAGCUCAAUGAGCAGACAGCGAGGAUGAAACAGAAACCACUGACUGCAGACAUCACCGUGUGUAAAGACAUAGCAGGCAUUAAGUCAGAAACUGAGGAUUUGUCCUGUACCUCUUUAAUAGAGUCAGGAGAGGAGCAUGUACCUGUUCCAAAUCAGCUUUUCUGGAGGAACAGCGACAACCUGUGUUGGCUGGACUCACUGCUUGCUGCUUUGGUGAAGUGUAAGAGCUUGAGAAAGUGUAAACCUAAAGACGAGCCUCAGCGGCCAUCUGUCUGGCAGCUAAUGAGAAGAUAUGAAGACAUUUGUGCUGCCACUCAAGUCCACCAGCAGACUGGCAGAGAUGGUGGGGUGCAGGUGCCAAAACAUGUGCUGCAAAAGGCCAAUGCGGACCUACAGAGUCUCAGGAUGUCAGUCUUCAAGCUACUGCAGCCCAAGCUACAUUGCAAACUGGGUCAGAGGGAAACUCCAGUAUUUGCAAUGCCACUUCUUCUUACAUUGGACUCAUGGGUGGAGCCUCUUUUCCAGUCAACCUUUCACUGGGAGUUUAAGUGCAGCGAAUGUAAAGCUGCUACCAAAGAAAGGUUAAUGAAGACUCUUCCCACCUUCACAAAUAUUAUGCCUGAUUGGCGCCCACUUCAUGCAGUUCAUUUGGCCCCGUGCAAUGUAUGCUGCCGAAAGAAUCAGAAGAGGACCAUGAUGCUGGAGAGCGUGCCUCCAGUGUUUGUGCUGCAUUUUAUAGAGGGGCUUCCUGACAAUGAUGUCAGUGUCUACGCCUUCAACUUCAAAAGGAAACACUACUCAGUCACCACUGUCAUACAGUACAACCAUCAACUGAAGCACUUUGUCACCUGGAUUUGUAAUUCUGAUGGAUCGUGGCUAGAAUACGAUGACUUGAAAUACCCAGACUGUAAGACCCAUCGGAAACUCCCAGUCCCUGCUCAGGAGAUGCACGUCAUCUUCUGGGAAGCGGAGGAGGAUAAAGAUCCUCUCAUCUGUUCUCCCUCCAGCACAUUUUCUGACUCUACCCCAUCUAAAAAUGAGAUGAACCCCAGACUAUGUGACAAAGACUUAGCAGCAGAUGAACUCUUGGCUUGCUCUCCAGCUCAGUCUCCUCUCGUGUCUCACAAUGAGACUGGCGUUGUCUGUGUGCUCUCAGUAUCUGAAGACGGCAACAACAUCACGGACACAACCAUUACAGCCGGACUUGAUACAUCAAUAGGUUCCACAACGUUGCUCGAAGCCUUCGAGGGCCUUAGCCAUAAUGAUAUAAUUACACUCACACUGGUGGACUUACAAACUGAUUCAGAAAUUCAACCUGUAAAUGACAAUGAACAAACUCAAGAUUUGAGUGUUACCGGCAAGAAUGAAAUACUUGAUGUGACACCGGAUAGCUCCUCCGCUGUAAUAGGCAGUGAAAGGUGUGACGGCCCUGAUGUUGAGCUUCCCUCCACCUCCAGCACAUCUGAACCUGAAUCUGGCGAUGGCUCGUCUAGUGAUCCAACAUUUGUGCCUGGUGCAAGGAGAGGACGAGGGAGAGGCAGAGGGAGAGGAAUUGGCAGAGGCAAAGCUGUUAGCAGACAGAAAGGUAAAACAGCAGCCUCAUCAAAAGCAGCUCCCCAUAUUCCACCACCUGUGUCCUCUGAGCCCUCCGAAGUAACGAGUAACAAACCUGUGGUUGUUGCUGCUCAGGAAAACACACCAGCUGUUGAAGCUACAGAGCAAAGGUCCCCCCUGGUUUCUACUGUUUCCUCAUCCCUGGCCACUAGUCAGAAAAGUCCCACAGUUCCACCAACACUAGAUCAGAACGCCCGCUGGUCCUUCCUGCUCAGCAAACACCCACUAACCCAUCUUCAGAAGUCCACUGCGAAACUCGGCCCCACCCACACACCCACCUCGGUCGCACAGGUAAACCCCACUCCUCCUGCUCACUCUACCCCCAUCCAGGUGAGAAGACAGCAUAUUCCUGGAGGACUUUUCCCUAAACCACAGCUCAGGACAGAGGAGAGUGAGGGUCUCCCACUGAAAGCUGCAGAAAUGUACGGUGCAUUCAGUGCCAAGAGCUCAAACAAACCCAGUCCUCUCCCAUCCCCUGCGCUUCUCAGUGGCAAAUCAGAACUGUUUCAGCCCAUCACUUCUCACCGUCACAAUUCACUGGGGACCACAGCAGUGGUGUCUGAUGCAUUACUUCCUACGCAUAAAGCAAAGGGGCUCCCUGAGAUCUCCUCCAAGAAACAGAGCAGCAAGGUUCCUCCAGGUCUCAGCGACACUGAAGCUCUCAGGUACAAGCUGAUAAAGAAACUGAAAGCAAAGAAGAAGAAGCUCGCCAAGCUGAAUGAACUCUUGGGUCAUCAGGGAGGCUCCAGCCUCCAACCGGACAGCACUGGCCUCAGCUCUCCUAACACAGUUACCUCAAGUACCUAUGACGGCUCCACUUGCGACGACUUCCUCUCAGACCUGCUCUCACCAGCAACGACAGCCAGCAACCUAUCGCCAGACAGCACGGGCUUCUUAGAGAUGCUCACCAACAGACAAGAUGGAGUCGGCCAGUUGGACUGCGGGGUUAAUGCUGUUGGUGCAGUGUCACAGAAGAACACUUACAUGACCAACAAUGAACACUUCCUGGAUGAGUUUCUUGCGCAGGCUGUGACUCAGAGACCGACUGAGUUGGAGAGCGAAGCACUUAGUGCACUAGAACUUUUCAUUUAAGUUAUAGGGGUAGGUGUUGUCUGCAGGCUAUGAGCACAGAUAACAUUAACAGUAACUUACUGUUGUGAGAGAAUUAUGCAAAGUCUACUUGUUUAACAGUUUUACACCUCAUCUGUAGGGAUGGGUUCUGAUAGCAGGUUCCAAAUUAGUAAAAUACCAGGAUUUUUUUAAGAUCAGCAGCCAACGAAUCCCUUAUUGAAUCCUUAAUUCUUGUCCUAUGUUCAAUAAGAGAUUCAGAGUCAAUUUAGAUGCUGUUGAACCCCAUCCCUAUUGAUCACUCAGACUUGUCAGUUUGUCCCCACGUGAAGAUGUAGUUUACAAGUUUAUAGUAAUGAAAUCUCUGUGUGUAUUUAUGUUGAUAUUAAUUUAGAAAACUUCAUGAAGUUUGUAUGUUGGCGAUGGUAUGUAGAGCCGUGGAUUAAAUUUGUAAACCACAUCUUGAAAUGUUUUCUGAAAGUUUGGCACUUUGUAGUUUAUAUGUACUGUAUGCAUCUGGGUUGUGUGAGGCCGUCAUGUUGACAGCCAAAGCUGUUUGUUUGCUCUGUUUUGUUAUUUUGACAAAUUACUUGAAAAUUCUCAUGGAAGAUAUUUCUUUUUUUAGUGUCAUUUAAUAAACACUUUAAAUGAC
Toxotes jaculatrix (banded archerfish) is the source of this 4405-nucleotide messenger RNA. It is a transcript of the gene uspl1, whose product is annotated as ubiquitin specific peptidase like 1. Lineage: Eukaryota; Metazoa; Chordata; Actinopteri; Toxotidae. The transcript has 9 exons. Gene Ontology annotation, molecular function: SUMO binding. Gene Ontology annotation, cellular component: Cajal body. Gene Ontology annotation, biological process: protein desumoylation; Cajal body organization. The coding region runs from base 181 to 3777 and encodes 1198 amino acids. The record is from RefSeq and is a predicted model, not a curated record.